Bombina bombina (fire-bellied toad) is the source of this 1057-nucleotide messenger RNA. It is a transcript of the gene DBX1, whose product is annotated as developing brain homeobox 1. The record is from RefSeq and is a predicted model, not a curated record. Gene Ontology annotation, biological process: cell differentiation in spinal cord; regulation of transcription by RNA polymerase II. The transcript has 4 exons. NCBI's taxonomy places the organism in Eukaryota, Metazoa, Chordata, Amphibia, Anura, Bombinatoridae. The coding region runs from base 71 to 1057 and encodes 328 amino acids. Gene Ontology annotation, molecular function: DNA-binding transcription factor activity, RNA polymerase II-specific; DNA binding.
UUGUUAAAGAACAGGAGGAACACAGAAAACAGUUUUGGAAGUUGAGGAAGGUAGCUACAAGCCUUUAGAAAUGAUGUACCCCAGCCUCUUAGCUCCACCAGCUGUGUACCCCAAUUUACUAAGGCCCACUCCAACCCUGACUUUACCCCAGACACUGCAAAAUGCUUUAGCCAGUCACUCUAGCUUUUUGGUGGAAGAUCUCAUCAGAAUCAGCCGGCCAGCAUCAUACUUACCUCGGGCUAUCCCUCCAUCCAGCAUGUCCCCUCCAGUAUCAGAAUGUCCCACAAGUAUGACAGACAGCACCGACUUGGGAAGCUCCAGGAGAGGGUGUCCAUCCCAGACCAACACCUCUUCAAGCAGCAGCAAUUCCACUUUUCUGAAGUUUGGAGUCAACGCUAUACUCUCAUCCAGCACAAGAUCAGAGCCUGCACCAGCUAUACUCUCCAACGUCCCCCCAAAAACCUUCUCCUUCCCAUAUUUUGAGGGAUCAUUUCAGCCUUUCAUCAGGACCUCCUAUUUCCCAGCCUCUUCCUCAGUAGUCCCCAUCCCUGGCACUUUCUCUUGGCCCCUGGCCUCCAGGGGUAAACCUCGCAGAGGGAUGCUCAGGAGAGCUGUAUUCUCAGACGUACAACGCAAAGCUUUGGAAAAGAUGUUCCAGAAACAGAAAUACAUCAGCAAACCAGACAGAAAAAAACUAGCAGGCAAACUGGGACUUAAAGAUUCUCAGGUGAAAAUUUGGUUCCAAAACAGAAGGAUGAAAUGGAGGAAUUCCAAGGAGCGUGAGCUGCUAUCUUCUGGGGGUUGCAGAGAACAAACAUUACCCACCAAGUUUAACCCUCACCCAGAUCUCAGUGAUGUGGGCAAGAAACUUCUAGGAGAGGAGGACAACUUGUGUACAGCAACUAGCCCUAGGCACAGCCUAAUUUACACAGACAAUCACUUGAGGUUGGACACUCAACUGCCCCCCUCACCAUACAACUCCAGCAGCCCCAGUAAACCUUCAGACUUUUCAGACUCAUCAGAAGAGGAACAGGAUGAGGAGAUUACAGUAUCAUAG